Molecule: messenger RNA, 255 nt
Organism: Thlaspi arvense
Lineage: Eukaryota; Viridiplantae; Streptophyta; Magnoliopsida; Brassicales; Brassicaceae
Source: the annotation of a GenBank genome assembly
AUGGCAUCCACUUUCGUUGGUAACUCGACUUCGAUUCAAGAGAUGUUUAGGCGGGUGAGCGAGCAGUUCACGGCGAUGUUCAGGAGGAAAGCUUUCUUGCAUUGGUACACAGGAGAAGGGAUGGAUGAAAUGGAGUUUACCGAAGCAGAGAGCAACAUGAACGACCUUGUGGCUGAGUAUCAGCAAUACCAGGAUGCUACAGCCGAUGAGGAAGAGUAUGAAGAGGAGGAUGGAGAAGAAGAACUCGAUGCGUGA